Messenger RNA from Hemibagrus wyckioides, 4747 nucleotides. RefSeq names its product solute carrier family 7 member 3a (gene slc7a3a). Gene Ontology annotation, molecular function: amino acid transmembrane transporter activity. The transcript has 12 exons. Gene Ontology annotation, biological process: amino acid transport; transmembrane transport. Gene Ontology annotation, cellular component: plasma membrane. Bases 191 to 2113 code for a protein of 640 amino acids. Lineage: Eukaryota; Metazoa; Chordata; Actinopteri; Siluriformes; Bagridae. The record is from RefSeq and is a predicted model, not a curated record.
GGUAAGGGGCGGGUUUGUUUACAGACGUCACCGGCCUCAAGUAUAGUCAAAAGCUCCGGACUGUGCGCGAGAAUUCUCCGUGAGCACUGCUGCAGGGUCCAUUUAAGGUGUGUGUAUAAACAAGCCUGUCUGCUGCUGCGUGAGGUCACUCGCAUCGACAAACCCCUAAACGUCUCGACUACAUUCAGCCAUGGUGGACAAACUGGCCUCUGUAGGACGCAUGCUGCUGCGGCGCCGUGCUCUGGACUGUUCCAGCGAGGAGACCCGUUUUGCCCGCUGCCUCUCCACUCUGGAUCUGGUGGCUCUGGGCGUGGGGUCUACGCUCGGUGCUGGUGUCUAUGUUUUGGCUGGAGAGGUAGCAAGAGAGAAGGCAGGUCCUGCUAUUGUCCUGUGUUUCUUGGUAGCAGCGCUGUCGUCCAUGCUGGCAGGACUUUGCUAUGCAGAGUUCGGGGCUCGAGUGCCCAAGACGGGCUCGGCUUACCUGUACAGCUACGUGACCGUGGGAGAAAUCUGGGCCUUCAUUACUGGCUGGAACCUUAUUCUGUCUUAUGUCAUUGGUACGGCCAGUGUCGCUCGAGCCUGGAGCUCCACCUUUGAUAACCUGAUAGAACAGCGCAUCUCCAGCUUCUUCCGGUCGGUCAUGGCCAUGAAGGUUCCAGGCAAUGUGCUCGCAGAAUAUCCGGACCUGUUUGCCCUCAUUCUCAUUCUGCUGCUGACCGGUCUUCUUGCUUUUGGAGUGAGCGAGUCUGCUCUCGUCAACAAAAUCUUCACCGGAAUCAACCUGGUGGUGUUGAGCUUUGUUAUGAUCUCAGGCUUUGUAAAAGGCAAUACAGCAAACUGGAAUCUCACCCAGGAUUACUAUACCAAUGAUACCAUCAACACAACAAUGCAAGACGUGGAGAAACAUUUUGGAUCUGGUGGCUUUGCACCAUUUGGCUUCAGAGGCAUCCUGGCUGGUGCGGCCACCUGUUUUUACGCCUUCGUGGGUUUUGACUGCAUCGCAACUACAAGUGAGGAAGCCAAGAACCCGAUGCGCUCCAUCCCUGUGGGGAUCGUCGUGUCACUGCUCAUCUGCUUCUUCGCCUAUUUCGGUGUAUCAGCCGCACUCACGCUAAUGAUGCCGUAUUACAAGCUCAAUACCCAGAGUCCUUUGCCUGAGGCCUUCAGCUAUGUAGGCUGGGCACCGGCACGAUACAUAGUGGCCGUGGGUUCACUCUGCGCCCUUUCUACCAGUCUUCUAGGCUCCAUGUUUCCCAUGCCACGUGUAAUCUAUGCUAUGGCUGAGGACGGGCUGCUGUUCCGCUCUCUCUCCAGCAUGAACAACCGCACCAAAACCCCGCUCCUGGCCACGGUGGUGUCUGGACUUGUAGCAGCACUCAUGGCUUUCCUGUUUGACCUGGCUGCAUUGGUUGACCUCAUGUCUAUUGGGACAUUGCUGGCCUACUCCCUGGUGGCUGUGUGUGUUCUCAUUCUCAGAUACCAGCCAGGAAUGCUUAGCUCCACCAGUCAGAGUGAAAAACUGGUGGAGCUGGUGGGAGGUGAGAAGGUGGCAGUGUCUGGAGACAGUGGAGAUGAAUACGGUCUUGACUCAGAUGAUCGCCUCCCCAGAGAGAAGUUCUCCUUCAAGCUGCUCUUGGUUCCUUCCAGGGACAGCCCGACCAAAAUAUCUGGAGCAAUCGUCUAUGCUGUAACUGCGAUUAUCUCCGUGCUGAUCACCGUGCUGUGUACCGUGUUGGCCGUGUGGCUGGACGAACUGAUGGAAGGCGAUCUGGCGUUAGUGACCGUGUGUGCCAUUCUCACAUCGCUCUGCUUCUUCUGCGUCAUCAUCAUCUGGAGGCAGCCAGAGAGCAAAGAAGCUCUCACCUUCAAGGUGCCUCUUCUGCCUUGGCUGCCUCUGUUUAGUGUUUUUGUCAAUAUCUACCUCAUGAUGCAACUGGACCUGGCCACGUGGUGCCGCUUUGCAGUUUGGAUGGCUGUUGGAUUCAUGAUCUACUUCUUCUACGGGAUCCGGAACAGCAGUGAGGCCCUGAACAGCACCCAGCGAAAAAAGAAUAAGAAGGGCCCCAUCUACUUAGGAGGCGAUGACAGUGAGGCAGAAGGCAUGUCUCCCUGAUGACCAGACAAGCCGCUCAUCUCUAACCAUGAAGUACUACACUUACAAAGUGAAGACUACAAAUUCAGUGUUAUACAAUUGAAUAAUCCUUAUUAUAUAGAUUGUUGAGCAUUAUAUUUAAAAAAAAAAAAAACUACCCGAAAUAUUUAGACCGUGGACAGUACAUUAAAAUCAGUUAUACUUGACGUCGAUGGCCUAAACUGCUGGUAAUAGUACAGUACAGAUAAACACUAGCAGUCCUCUAGCUGAUGGAUGUUAGUGUACUCAGACAUGGUGUCUGUUAGACAGUAGGCCGAGUGUAUACAGGGUAUUUGUGAAUAUGUGGCGAUUGUUAGUUGUUUCUAUUUAUCUUGUCGUCUGUUGAAACAGGGAUCUUUUGGGACAGAGCUGCUACACAGUCCAAUCGUGAGGUCCUGCCACAUUGGGUGCAACUUGGUGUGUGUAUUUUAGUCACAAGAGUGACCUCUAGUGGUUAAUGUACAAAAUGCAACAGCAACUCCUUUUCCAUCGACCAGCUUGUUUACGCUUUAAUGUUUAAUGUGACGUUACGGUUUAACAUUGACGUGACGUUAUGCUUUAACGUAGAUGUGACGUUGCACUUAAACAUUAAUUGGACGUUUUGCUUUAACAUUAAUGUGACGUUGCGGUUUAACAUUAAAGUGACGUUAUGCUUUAACAUUGACGUGACAUUGCGCUAAAGCAUUAAUUUGACGUUGCGCUUUAAAAUUCAUGUGACAUUUAAUAUAGAUGUGACGUUAUUUUUAACAUUAAUGUGAUGUUACGGUUUUAACAUUGACGUGACAUUAUUUUUUAACAUUGACGUGACGUUAUGCUUUAACGUAGAUGUGACGUUGCGCUUGAACAUUGAUUGGAUGUCAUGCUUUAACAUUAACGUGACUUUAUUUUUAACAUUAACGUGACGUUACGCUCCAACAUUGACGUGACUAUUUUUUAACACUGACGUGACGUUAUGCUUUAAUAUAGAUGUGACGUUGCGCUUAAGCAUUAAUUUGACGUUACGCUUUAAAAUUCAUGUGAUGUUAUGACCUCUAGUGGAUAAUGUACAGAAUGCAACAGCAACUCUUUUUCCAUCGACCAGCUUGUUUACACUUUAACGUUUAAUGUGAUGUUACGGUUUAACAUUAAUGCGACGUUACGGUUUUAACAUUGACGUGACGUUGCGCUUAAGCAUUAAUUCGAUGUUACGCUUUAACAUUCAUGUGGCGUUACAGUGACCUCUAGUGGUUAAUGUACAAAAUGCAACAGCAACUCCUUUUCCAUCGAUCAGCUUGUUUACGCUUUAACGUAGAUGUGACCUCGCGCUUGAACAUUAAUUGGACGUUACGCUUUAACAUUCAUGUGACGUUACAGUGACCUCUAGUGGCUGAUGUACAGAAUGCACCCGCAAGUGAACAGAACACUGAAUCGCUACAUUUUGACUCUUGCUUGUUUACGCUUUGACAUUCAUCACUGAGACCGGUCAGUGUUUAUGCAGUUCAUUCAGUAUUAAAGAAAAACUUUCUGAUUUUUGAAUAGGUUUUCUUCAUUUUUUAAAAAAAUAAAAAAUGGACACUGUUACUAAUAAUGGAUUAGUACUGUAGAAUGUCUGGGUGAGAUGGAUGUGUGUGUGUGUGUGUGUGUGUGAGUGUGUGUGUGUGUGAGGCAAAUGGAGAGCAACUUAUGUUGUUGUUUAUUAAGUUCAUAAUCUUUUUAAUUUGAAUGUUAUUGCCCUUUUGUAACCAAAAAAUGAAGUAUCUAAGAGACUCCUGCGGAAUGGGGUUUGACGAAACCUAUAAAGUCACUGAUCGAAGAAAAUUGCACUGGAAAUAUCUAAUUUUUGAUAACAGCUGUAUUAAAAGUGUAAUGUGAAGGUCUUCAAACAAACUGUAUAAAUUUAUACUUUUAAAAAAUGACAUCCGGAAAUCCUAUACUCGCCUAAAGCUGCUUUGUUCAGUGUCUGUUGAAGAAAGGUUCCUAAAUGAAUUGGUUAUGACUGGAAUUUGUAUCAUAUCACACGGAAAAAUAACUAAUAUUAUAUAAUAAAUAUAUACAUAUAUAUUUUUUAGUUUCCAAUGAAACUUUUAUUUUAUUUUAUUUUUUAACUCUCUGUGGUUGAAUUAAUUUUUUUCCUACUCUUUUUUUUGUCAUUAUUUCUAAUGUAGUGGAUUUGUAGUGCACAUCUGUUGUAUAUAUAUAUAUAUAUUAAGCUACGGUAUUGUAACUCAUAUUUUCUUCCUUUUCUUGCUUUGUCUACAUUUGUUGAAUUAAUUAUUCCUGCUUUCAAGUUUUAGAAAUUUAUUUUUUUACAGUAUUACCAUAUUAGUGUAUGUGCAAUAUAUGAAAUGUGUCUAUUUACAGGAUCUGUCCAUGUAAAUAUUCACUGUUGCGAGAUACAUUAGUUUAGGCUUUCAGGCAUUUCACGUUGGACGGUUUUUGGGUUUUUUAUUUUCUUCCCAAUGCGGAACUGUGCCUGAAGUUAAAUCUCCUCCUUGAAGAUUCUUUGCCAUUUUGCCUUUCAGCUUCACUUUAAGUGUAUAUUUUACCUUUGUAUUAAUCUGUCACUGGAUUUUGUACACUGUAAAUAAAUGUCAUGUCAGUGUCAUUUUUUAAUAAAACUGUAAUUCUCGAGGGUUA